Molecule: messenger RNA, 888 nt
Organism: Fusarium coffeatum
Lineage: Eukaryota; Fungi; Ascomycota; Sordariomycetes; Hypocreales; Nectriaceae
Exons: 3
Coding region: 1-888 (295 amino acids)
Source: RefSeq, a predicted model, not a curated record
AUGUCUAGAACUACAAAACCUUCAAAGCACUCGUCAACACGAAAGGGGAGCUCGAGCUCUGCCAAUCCACAGCCUGCUCCAACUUUUCUAUUUGUCGCCAACAGACUCGUCAUCAACGCUCCAGAGCGCGACCAGUAUUAUCACCAUAUUCCACCUAGUUCCCCAGGUAACUAUGGCGGCGAAUUCCCAAGUACAGUUAUGCGCUAUCGGGACGGUGACGUUACAGAUGCUCCGGAUUUUUACUGGCAUCGCGAUUCGAACGCCCCCUCGGAUGGCCAACUAUUAAGGUUGGAUGCUCAAGGGCAAUACGUGAGGGAUAACCAAGGCUACUGCUACCAAGCUCGGGAAUACAAAACAUUUGGAGUGGCUGCUUGUAACCCACUGCUGCCCAUAAUGGUGGCAGAGCAUGAUCCGCUCGUUACGUCGGUGAGCUGGGACCUUUUACGCAUAUUCCAUCCGAGGAACCAUCCUGGCAUGUCUCAAGUUGCUACGAUCAAUAGUCCAAUGGGACAAGGAGGUGGACCGGUGCUCUACGCCGCGGGUAGAUCUCCCAGCUGGAUUCCAGGUCUAGUACCUAGGACGUAUGGAACGCUAGUGUCCAAUGCACCCUCGGCAGGUCUUGGAGGAGAACUACCUAUCAUUCUGGGACUCAUGGCGUUGACUGCACCCCGAGACUCUUCCAUAAGAGACGUGUUUGCGGGUCACAAUCGGAUUUGGAGGCAUGGACGAUGGACGAGUGAUGGUGUUCCUCGUGGACAUCCUCCAACGGCUUCGGAUGAUCCAUCAGCUUUUGUUGUCAAGGUGUUUCUUGACCCGGACAACCCAUAUUCUACACGAGAUUGGCUUGAGAAUUUAGAGUGGCACACGGCUAUUGUUCGAGAAUCAUGA